Molecule: messenger RNA, 989 nt
Organism: Drosophila innubila
Lineage: Eukaryota; Metazoa; Arthropoda; Insecta; Diptera; Drosophilidae
Gene: slv
Product: sugar transporter SWEET1
Exons: 5
Coding region: 104-799 (231 amino acids)
Biological process (GO): carbohydrate transport
Cellular component (GO): membrane
Molecular function (GO): sugar transmembrane transporter activity
Source: RefSeq, a predicted model, not a curated record
UUUUGUCAGCUGUUUUGGUUUUUUGUUGACGUUGUAGCGGUGUUUGCUGUGCAGUUUUAUAAGUAUUAUUAUUUGUUAAUUGAAAUAGGUAGAAUUAGAAUAUAUGUCGGGAACUAUGACGCCGGGCUAUGAUUCGGUGUUGUCUACAACAGCGGUGAUUAGUACUGUAUUUCAGUUUUUAUCUGGGGCAGUAAUAUGUCGCAAAUAUAUACAAAAGAAGAGCACAGGUGACUCAUCUGGUGUUCCAUUCAUAUGUGGCUUCUUAUCCUGCAGUUUUUGGCUGCGCUAUGGAGUGCUAACUAAUGAGCAGAGUGUCAUAAUGGUCAACAUCAUUGGAUCGACGCUCUUUCUCAUCUACACUCUGGUCUAUUAUGUAUUUACGGUCAACAAACGUGCCUAUGUCAAGCAAUUUGCACUCGUUUUGGCCAUACUCAUUGGUGUUAUUGUUUACACAAACAGUUUGCAAGACGAGCCCCAAAAAAUGGUACACAUUACAGGUAUUGUUUGCUGCAUUGUCACUGUUUGCUUCUUUGCUGCGCCUCUCACGUCGCUUCUACAUGUGAUACGAGUGAAGAACUCGGAGAGUUUACCUCUGCCCCUUAUAGCCACAUCGUUUUUUGUUAGCUUGCAGUGGCUAAUCUAUGGCAUAUUAAUAUCUGAUUCGUUUAUACAGAUACCCAAUUUUCUUGGCUGCCUGCUGUCCUUGUUGCAAUUAGGACUCUUUGUAUUGUACCCACCACGUAGCUACAGUUAUUCCGGUCAAGGCUAUAAGUUGAUAGAACAGGCAGUUCCCUUCUAAUUCGAUCGUAUAUUACAUUAUUAAUUCGUGUCUUUGUAUGUACUUAUAUACUGCGCAUUUUGCAAAACGAUAAUUAAGCAUGUUUCAUACAGGUAUAUAUAUUUUGAUAUAACGUAAAUUUGCAAAUAUAUCGCUUGCUUAAAUUACUCUAGACAUACUAUACGUAUUGUAAAAUUUAAUGUAAUAUAUU